Molecule: messenger RNA, 2645 nt
Organism: Acanthochromis polyacanthus (spiny chromis)
Lineage: Eukaryota; Metazoa; Chordata; Actinopteri; Pomacentridae
Gene: steap2
Product: STEAP family member 2, metalloreductase
Exons: 6
Coding region: 200-1744 (514 amino acids)
Biological process (GO): copper ion import
Cellular component (GO): endosome; plasma membrane
Molecular function (GO): cupric reductase (NADH) activity; ferric-chelate reductase (NADPH) activity
Source: RefSeq, a predicted model, not a curated record
AAAGCUCGUAUCGCCGACCCUCCCCGCGGACCGUGAACGCAGCAUGCAUUCAGACAUCGCAGGCAGCAGCAUCAGGAGGAGGAUGGACAGCUAGCAGCAUGUUCCUGAGCACACACAGCAUCCCACAGACACGAGUGGAAGGCCUGCUGUAAUCUUUCUAGGUAGAAAACCAGAGAAGGGGACGUGACCGGAGGGAAAGAUGGACUCGAUGUCUAUGAUGUGUGGCAGCAGGAGCCCCGUGUUCCUCACAGCCUCCUCCUCCCACCACCUCCACCACGUCCAGGACCAUCUGCUGCCCAGCGCCAUGAAGAACGGAGUAGCCGAUAUGGGAAGCUCCUGUCUGCCGGUGCAGCCCACCGUGGCCAUCCUGGGCUCCGGUGACUUCUCCAAGUGCCUGACCAUUCGAAUGCUGCGCUGUGGCUUCCAUGUGGUGGUGGGCAGCCGCCAUCCAAAGCUGGCCGCUCACUCGUUUCCUCAUGUGGUGGAUGUGACGCACCAUGAAGACGCUGUGGGGAAGGCUAGCAUUGUGUUCCUGGCAAUCCGCCGUGAGCACUACCCGAUUCUGUGGGACCUCAAACAUCUAUUGGAAGGAAAGAUCCUGGUGGAUGUCAGUAACAACAGGAGGGUGAACCAGUAUCCAGAGUCCAAUGCAGAGUAUCUGGCUUCACUGCUGCCAGGUUGUGUUGUGGUGAAAGGCUUCAAUGUCAUCUCAGCCUGGGCCAUGCAGCAGAGCUGUCCUAAAGACGCCAGCACACAGGUCUUCAUAUGCAGUGAUUCUGUGGAAGCUCGGCAGCAGAUUAUGGAAUUAUGUCGUCAGCUCAACUUCCAGCCAGUUGACAUGGGCAGCCUGUCUUCUUCUCGGGAUAUUGAGAACAUGCCCAUACAGUUGUUUCCUGGCUGGAAGGGCCCUGUCCUCGCUGCUGUGGCCCUCGCCAUCUUCUUUUUUGCUUACUCUUUUGUGCGAGAUAUAAUCCACCCAUAUGUGAAAUACAAGCAAAGUGACUUUUACAAGAUACCCAUAGAGAUAGUGAAUCGGACCCUGCCCACUGUGGCCAUCACUCUCUUGGCUCUGGUGUACCUGGCAGGCCAGCUGGCAGCUGCCCACCAGCUCUACUAUGGCACCAAGUACAGGCAUUUCCCACACUGGCUGGAAGGCUGGCUGCAGAGCCGCAAACAGCUGGGUCUCCUCAGCUUCUUCCUCGCUGCUGUCCACGUUCUCUACAGCCUCUGUCUGCCCCUGAGAAGGUCUGAGAGGUACCUGCUGCUCAACACUGCCUACCAGCAGGUCCAUGUUAAUGUGGAGAAUGCGUGGAACGAGGAGGAAGUGUGGAGGGUAGAGAUGUAUGUUUCAUUUGGGAUCAUGAGUCUCGGGCUCCUGUCUCUGCUGGCCAUCACCUCCAUCCCCUCCGUCCACAGCACCCUCAACUGGAGAGAAUUCAGCUUCAUACAGUCCACUCUGGGCUACAUCGCCCUGCUCAUUGCUACCUUCCACGGCCUGCUGUUUGGCUGGAAACGAGCCUUUGAGGAGGAGGCCUACCGCUUCUACCUGCCGCCCAGCUUCGUGGUGGCCCUGGCCCUGCCGGUGUGUGUCAUACUAGGGAAGGUCCUGAUGCUGCUUCCCUGCGUGGCCCACAAGCUCCACCAGAUCCGCAGGGGCCUGGACAGCAGUCAGUACCGGUGCCAGCGCCUGGAGCCGGUGGGCUCAGCCGCCCACAUCUCCCCUGAGAGAGUCACCAUCAUGUAGUCGCUGCUUCUGUUGGGGUUUUUACAUCCUCUGCUACAGCUAGCUGCUUUACUGGACCUGAUGACCAGUGUUUAUCUGUGUGAUUCUUGUUGAAAGGACAUGCUACUCUCACUUUGUUAAUGUGAACUGUUUUUUUCUGACAUGUGCUUUCUGUACUUGUGUACUUAGAAGCUGUAACCAUUCACUAGAGCUACGGAUCCAGUAUGGCCGUUAUGUUACAGUUGUUUGCCCUUCAAAAUUUCAACACUGAAUAUUCUUCUGCUGACAGUAUCUAGUCUGUAUGCUCCCAGUAUUUAAUCAGUACUCUGAUCAACUGUAAGUAGAAUCAGUGGUUUACUGUCUUAUAUGACCCUAGAGGAGCUUUGUCAUGUCUGAAAACAUAAUUUUAAUGAUGUCAUGGUGAUGUCACGGAGGGCGGAGGAAGUUGAUGGCAGUGUGAUCCUGAACUGAAGCAAAUUUCAUUCAAUAUAUGUUUUUAUUCUUACAGGUCCUAACAUAUAAUGUCAUCUGGCAGUAGUUACAGGGCAGAACUUUAUUUACCAGGUUGGACAAUAUUACUAGCUGCUAUCAUCACCUACAAUGAUGAAAACUGUUCUAUUUCUGGUCUCACUUCAAACUAUAAAGAAAUGCUACCAGCUGUUGUGUUUUUCUGUCUGUUAGGGCUGUUUUCCAGUACUACUGAAUAUUGUGUCUGUAUGUCCUACUGUGAGAGCCAUGACUUCAACAAGUUAAGACUUUACCAUGCUAUUCUUCUAGUCUUAUUCAUGACCUAGCAUUCAGGCUGAGCAGACAGAAGGAACACUGGCUAAAUGUGGUGACAUCAGAACUGUGAAUGUCUGGAUGCGUUGUAGAAAGAAACCGCACAAACAUUCAAAGAAAUAAAUACAAAACUUAGGGAACA